This is a messenger RNA of Tachysurus fulvidraco (yellow catfish), 2928 nucleotides long. It is a transcript of the gene slc26a1, whose product is annotated as solute carrier family 26 member 1. Gene Ontology annotation, molecular function: secondary active sulfate transmembrane transporter activity; oxalate transmembrane transporter activity; bicarbonate transmembrane transporter activity. Gene Ontology annotation, cellular component: membrane. Gene Ontology annotation, biological process: transmembrane transport. The coding region runs from base 208 to 2334 and encodes 708 amino acids. NCBI's taxonomy places the organism in Eukaryota, Metazoa, Chordata, Actinopteri, Siluriformes, Bagridae. The record is from RefSeq and is a predicted model, not a curated record. The transcript is spliced from 4 exons.
CUUUCUGUCUCGUGGGCUGUGCCACCAUGCUUGAACUACACACACUCUGAGCCACAAGGUAGUAAGUGACAGUUCUUUUAGAAAUAAAGGGUCGGCACGAGGUUGGAUUUGAGUCUUUAACCUGUGUAAUUGUGGUACAUAAGCUUUCUAACGUGAAAGAAGACAACAGGAUAAUCUUGGACAUAGGAUUAAGAAACUUGUAGGCACAUGGGGACAGCAUUAGAAGACAUGGAGGAUACGAAGCCUCAAUACACAUACCAACUGGAACGCAAGUUUCAGCAGAAGAAGGGACCAGUAGAGAUCAUUAGGACCAAACUGCUCCAUCACCUGUCUUGUUCUCUGCCCAAAGUGAAAAGAACAUUAAUAGACUUCUUCCCUGUCGUGCAUUGGCUGCCAAAAUACAAGAUAAAGGAAUAUGUGUGCGGUGAUGUGAUGUCUGGGCUCAUAGUCGGGAUUAUUUUAGUGCCUCAGGCCAUCGCUUACUGCUUACUUGCAGGCUUGGAACCAAUUUAUGGGUUGUACACAUCCUUUUUUGCCAAUAUCAUCUACUUCUUCUUGGGAACAUCCAGGCAUGUAUCUGUGGGUAUCUUCAGCCUCAUGAGUUUAAUGGUAGGACAGAUUGUGGACAGAGAGGUCUAUUUAGCAGGGUUUGAUGUGAAUGAGGACAGUAAGCAAAGCUCCUUGGAUGUUGGAUGGAACAGCACUGAAGGCAACCAGGAUACUGUAGUCAACUUCACCAUGGAGGCUUUCAGCAUGGAGUGUGGAAAGGAAUGCUAUGCGAUCAGUAUUGCAACAGUUGUAACAUUUCUUGCUGGGAUUUAUCAGGUCCUGAUGGCUGUGUUCAGACUUGGGUUUGUUUCAGUUUAUCUCUCCGCUCCAAUGUUGGAUGGCUUCGCCACUGGUGCCUCAUGCACCAUCCUGACAGUCCAGGUGAAGUAUUUGGCGGGUCUGAAAAUCCCUCGUCACCAGGGUUACGGAACAGUUGUUGUGACUUGGAUCAACAUUUUCAAGAACAUACAUAAGAUCAACCUUUGCGAUAUGAUUACAAGUGCAAUUUGUAUCGCUGUCCUACUAGUGGGUAAAGAGCUCCAGGACCGGUACAAGGACAAUUUGAAGAUACCUCUGCCUACAGAGUUGGUAGUAGUGGCCUUAGCAACAGUGGUAUCCCACUUUGCUGAUUUGAAUGGUCAGUACAACUCAAGCAUCUCAGGUGCCAUUCCAACUGGUUUCAUUCCCCCACAGGUUCCAAACUUUGAACUAAUCCCAAGGGUUGCAAUUGAUGCCAUCCCAUUAGCAGUGAUCAGUUUUGCCUUUACUGUUUCCUUGUCAGAGAUGUUUGCAAAAAAGAAUGGCUACACGGUCAGACCAAACCAGGAGAUGUUGGCAAUUGGAUUUUGUAACAUCAUCCCAUCAUUUUUUCACUGUUUCACCACAAGUGCUGCACUUGCCAAGACUAUGGUGAAAGACUCGACAGGUUGCCGUACACAACUUUCUAGCGUGGUGAGCUCUUUGGUCGUGCUUUUGGUCCUUUUGUUUUUAGCACCUUUCUUCUUUUCCCUGCAGAAGUGUGUCCUUGCCUGCAUUAUUAUUGUCAGUCUGAGGGGGGCCCUGCAUAAAUUCAGAGACUUACCCAAGCUUUGGCGCCUUAGCAAGAUUGAUGCAGCUGUCUGGAUGGUGACCAUGUGUUCAAGUGCUUUGAUCAGCGUAGAGAUCGGGCUCUUGAUUGGAGUAGUCUUCUCCAUGGCGUGUGUCUUGGCACAAACCCAACAUCCCAAAACUUCACUAAUGGGACAAAUCGAGAACACUACAUACUAUGAGGACAUGGACGACUAUGACAACCUUGAGAUCAUUCCAAAAGUAAAGAUUUUUCGCUUUCAGGCUCCACUUUACUAUGCAAACAAACACUUUUUCUUGAAGUCUUUAUUCAAAGCAGUUGGGCUUGAGCCAUUCCUUGAAAGAACAAAACAGAAAAAAAUAGAGAAAAAGGCUAAAAACAGAACUGCAAAGCAGAAUGAUAAAGAAAAUGAUGUUAAUUUUACCCUGGUAGCAAGCGAAGUGGAUUUCCACACCAUAAUCCUUGACUGUUCUUCCAUCCCUUUCAUUGACACCACAGGUAUUAGCACCUUGAAAGAACUGAUAAAAGAGUACAAAGAACUUGGUGUAAAUGUGAUAUUGGCAUGUUGCAACACAACGGUCAUAGAUUCGUUGAGACGAGGUUCUUUCUUUGGGCCUGAGGAUAAAGAAAUGGGAAGACGCUUAUUCCACAAUCUACAUAGUGCAGUUUCUUUUGCUACAAGUGACACUCCAGCAUCAGUUAAUAAUACACCUGUGUAAAGGAAAACCUGAUUUAAUGCUCACAUUUAACAAUAUAGACAUUAAAUACACACCAAUAGGUUACUAUGUUUUUAGGAAACAUUCAAAAUUAUAAAUAAUUAGCUAAUGCAAAAUGCAAUCUAACAGCAUUAAUACUUUAAUAAUAAUUUUUUAUUCUUGUACAAUACACAUUUUUUUCUUAUUUUCACUUACUGUAAGAAAUAAUCCUAUUGUUACUGUAAUGUACUUAUGCCACAUUCACAUAAUGUGAGAGAAUAUAGAAGUAGUAGUUAGCAUUAGCAAACAAUUGUGUUCAUUUUAAAUAGGUGCAUACAUUCCUACAUUUUAACUGACCAAAAGUUAUAUAAUUUAUAACAAGAUUAUAUAUUAAAUUAAAAUGCCUUAUGGAUGCGCAACUUUUAUGUUGUCUAUUGAAAAAUCAAAGCUCCCAAAGCAUCAAAUUGCUACUCGAUGAUUGUCACAAAUGUUCCUCAGUAGGAAAGUGGAAAUGACAGUUUUUCCCAUAUGAUGUGAAUACGGCACUAACCAGCUCUUAUAAAUGUGACUGAUGUAAACCAAUGUUUUUGUAUUAAUAAAUAUUAUUGAUUUUUCUUA